AUGGAGUCCCCAUUCUUUGGCCAAGAACCGGAGCCAAAAGCCGCAAGCUUCCAGGGGCGCCUGCAGCUUCAGGAGUACAUGUUCAGCCCGACGGCGCCCCCACCGCCCGGAGGGGGCUCACCUGUGCUGCCCGCGAUACCAAGCCUCCGACCCCCAUCGUCCCCCGCGCCGCUCCGUCGCAGUCCCCGUAAGUCAACCCCACUCGGCCCCGUCUCGUCCCCGAACCGCGUCACCAGACAUCGCACCGCCGCCGGCAGCAAUUGCGCCAGGCACGCGCGGGUGUUGACGCCGGAACCCCUGGCGUCCUCGUCCGCGUCGGCCCCCGGUAUCCUCACGCCGAAACCCGAACCCUUGGAUUGGGACUCCGACGGCCUCGGCCUCGUCCCAUAUUCAAGCACCGUGACACCGGCCGCCCAAGCGCCCGGGGCGAGGCCGAAACGCAAGCGCAAAGCAACAGGCUACGCCCCGCCGUCGACUUACGCCCACCUCCCGCCGCUGACGGAUAUCCUCGCCCCCGGACUCCUGGUCCUAUUCGUGGGGCUGAACCCGGGCCUGCGCACCGCCGCCCUCGGGCACGCCUACGCGCACCCCUCCAACCUCUUCUGGAAGCUCCUCCACUCCUCGGGCAUCACGCCUCGCCUGUGCUCGCCCACAGAGGACCGCGAACUGCCGCGCCUCUACGGCCUGGGCAACACCAACAUCGUCUCCCGCCCGAGCCGCAAUGGCGCCGAGCUGUCCAAGGCGGAGAUGGACGAGGGCGUCGACGUGUUAGAGGACAAGAUCAGAGGCUGCCGCCCCGAGGUGGUCUGCAUCGUUGGCAAGGGGAUCUGGGAGAGCAUCUGGCGCGUCAGGCACGGGAGGGGAAUCCGGAAGGAGGAGUUCCGGUACGGUUGGCAGGACGAGGGGGAGAGCAUGGGCGUUGUCGUCAAGCGGGAUGAGGAGGAAGGUGGCAGUGAUGCGCCAAACGAGGCAUGGGCUGGAGCGAGGGUGUUUGUUGCUACGAGCACGAGCGGGCUGGCUGCUACGCUUCGUCCGGCAGAAAAGGAGAGAAUUUGGAGAGAGUUGGGAGAGUGGUGUGAGAUGAGACGGGCUCAGAAGAGCACAACGGGUGGAUGA
Messenger RNA from Colletotrichum higginsianum IMI 349063, 1116 nucleotides. RefSeq names its product Mismatch-specific thymine-DNA glycosylate. Gene Ontology annotation, biological process: base-excision repair, AP site formation. Lineage: Eukaryota; Fungi; Ascomycota; Sordariomycetes; Glomerellales; Glomerellaceae. Bases 1 to 1116 code for a protein of 371 amino acids. The transcript has a single exon. The record is from RefSeq and is a predicted model, not a curated record. Gene Ontology annotation, molecular function: mismatch base pair DNA N-glycosylase activity.